Callorhinchus milii (elephant shark) is the source of this 1553-nucleotide messenger RNA. RefSeq names its product small ubiquitin like modifier 1 (gene sumo1). Gene Ontology annotation, biological process: protein sumoylation. Gene Ontology annotation, molecular function: protein tag activity; ubiquitin-like protein ligase binding. Bases 70 to 375 code for a protein of 101 amino acids. Lineage: Eukaryota; Metazoa; Chordata; Chondrichthyes; Chimaeriformes; Callorhinchidae. Gene Ontology annotation, cellular component: nucleus; PML body. The record is from RefSeq and is a predicted model, not a curated record. The transcript has 5 exons.
CUAUUUCCGGCGGAAGUCAGGCCGGCUCCACACUGACUGUUGUUCUCGGCGGUGACUGACGGCAGCGGUAUGUCUGACCAGGAAUCCAAACCGCCUGGCAAUGACUCGGGGGACAGAAAGGAUGGAGAAUACAUCAAACUCAAAGUGAUAGGACAGGAUAACAGUGAAAUCCACUUUAAAGUCAAGAUGACUACACAAUUGAAAAAGUUAAAGGAAUCAUAUUGCCAGAGACAGGGGGUUCCUAUGAAUUCUCUCAGGUUUCUGUUUGAGGGCCAGAGGAUUGGAGACCACCAAACGCCAAAAGAGCUGGGAAUGGAAGAUGAAGACGUCAUUGAGGUUUAUCAGGAACAGACGGGGGGCAAGACCUCGGUUUAGACGCCAAUUUGUUUUCUUCUCUUCCCCCUUCCCUGCCCUCUUGUAAAGAUGCAGCCAUUUAGAAACCUAAACAUGAACUGCUGUUUCUAGACACUGUAUUGAAAGCGCCUUUCUGACACUGUGAAUUUGAUUCUGAUUCAGAAGCAAAGCCCAGGCUCCUUUUACCCAAGCAUUUCUCACAAUUAUUUUCGUUCUCCUCAGUGAAAAGAGAUGGCGACCCAUUUUCCAUACCUGCAAGGGCCGGAUUUUUUUUAAAAAAAUUCGGAAAGAGUGGUGCUAUGGAUCCUGAUUUUUAUUUUUGACUGUGUUAAUUAUUUUACAAGGUGUCACGAUCGCAAUAUUUUGUAACAAUCUUGUUUGGUUUUGUGGUAUCUCUGCGUAGAAAUGGUUUCUUGUGCUCGUCUGGUUCAAUGUUGCUGUUAAGGUUGACUUGAUGCAGGGGGGAGCAGGAUGCCAUUGACGCAGAGUUUAUGCAUCAUGAUCUCUCGAAAUAUCAUUGUUCUGGUACCACCAAGCCUGGUGGAGAAGAGAUAGGGGCCUUGGCCCACAGGAGACACACAGGCUUGCAGAGUAAAUUUUCCUUGCAAAAAAUUCUCUCUUCAAAGAGAGAUGUUUCACGACUGCACAGACACCUCCUCAGAGGGCCUGCUGAGAACAUACGAAGUAGAUCACAAGUGUGGCUGGUAAAGUGACCGGAGGUACAGGGUUUAGGUUCCAGUUAUAUGCUUGAGUGACCACAAUCUUACCUAGCGUGUUCAGUCUAUCUACCACACUUUGAGACAGUUUUAUAGGUUCUCACUCAGUGCCCUUCAGUGGGAGCUCCUUGUUCUGUUAGCAUGCUUUUUUAGUGGGUAUGGGUGGGGGGGGGGGGUUAGAGAGUGGGGCGAGGAGGGGAAAAGGAAACUGAUAAUUAAUGCAAAAGUACUUCCUGUUGGUCAGUUGUUGUGGAGUGAUAUUGGUAGUGCAUCCAGACAGGCCUGUCAUGUAGCACCCCCUGCACUCCCAGCUGAAGGAAGCUGGUAUGAUGGUGUAUAGCACCUAUCUGGAGCAGAGGCUUAGUUAGGACAGAAUAAGCAAAGGACUAGAGUGAAAAUGGCUUCCAGUGGUUGCAGGUUUAUGAUUCCAAGGCCUGACAAUUGCUUGAACUCACCUACCCUCAUUAAACAAAUUGUCUUUCA